ACGGUGAAGAGAACAAGUAUAAUAGUUGCCUCGGUGUCCUAAUCAUUGAGACAUUUGCUCCGGGAAUAUUCAGAGUUUCUAUAGAACACUCAGUGGUACAUGGUGUUCAUAUCGCUCAGGCCAGGUUCCAGUGUGGCAAUCCUUGCGCUCAGGCCAGGUCCCAGUGUGGCAAUCCUUGCGCUCAGGCCAGGUUCGACUGUGGCAAUCCUUGCGCUCAGGCCAGGUUCCAGUGUGGCAAUUCUUGCGCUCAGGCCAGGUUCCAGUGCGGCAAUCCUUGCGCUCAGGCCAGGUUCGAGUGUGGCAGUCCUUGGGCUGCUUGUUGUAGUUUUCAAGCUAACGCCAGCAACGGAAAACCCAUGAGUGGAUAGUUUGCAGUCGACUACUGACUACUGGUCUGUACUGCAGGUCGUUUUCGGGUGUGGUCACGUGUGGGUGUAGUGGAUUGGAGGACGGGUACCGGGUAGUGAUUGCUUCCCAAUCUACCAGGCAGCACCUGCUGCUGCUGCUGCUGCUAGCGCUGCUGCUGUAAUUCCUAUUAUCUGUUACCCAGAGCUUGGAACGACGUAGCUGUGUCACUGUGUAUCGUGAGUAGUUACACUCCACACCAGACCAUUGCGGCAUUCUUGCCGACGCUUUGUUCCAGUCGUCAGCAGUUCACCGUGUAAUAUGGAAGGUGAACGCUUCGCUUUCCUCGUGGAGUGGUAUGAUUCGCUAGCGGUCAUAGUGCGACGCUACAACUUCCUCUUCUAUCCUAAAGAUAACAGCGUGGAAAUGUACCAUUUGGACAAGAGCACAGCAGAGGAGUUCUUGGAAGUCUACAGAGGUGUCGUUGCCGAAUAUCCGGAGAUGGUAUCUGAGUUGUGCUCAGGAGCAUGCGUUGCCAUGGCAUUAACUCAUCAACAUGGCGAUGCUUGUGUAGAGCAGUUCAGACAGUUUGUUGGACCAGCAGAUCCAGAGAUAGCUCGUCACUUGCGUCCCAGCACGUUGCGUGCAAAAUAUGGACACAACAAAUUGAAGAAUGCUGUUCACUGCACUGACCUAGCUGAUGACGGUAUGCAGGAGGUUGAGUACUUCUUCAAGAUUCUCCAGUAACUACGGAAACAGACAAGACUUCAGUGAAGGUUACAGUGCAUCCUGAGUAAUCGGCGUCACAAUGCAUUUUCGUUGAUGUGUCUUCUGUAACCGCUGGAAUGAACAUUCAGCCACCGUUGCAGCAAUGUGUUGAGAGAUGCAAAGGCGAGGUUUGAUGAGCUGAUUUCGAUGUGAUAUUUAUCCUGAAACAUAAUGCAAUGCCAUAGUAAAUGACUGUCGUUGAAUUCAUUCCUUUUCGCUUUCAUUAUAAGAACAGGAUUUAUCUGUCUGUUUGAACCACACAUAUACUAUGCAUGCGUGGUGUCUGCGGGCUCUGUGAUGUCAUGAUGUUACGGUGUCAUGAUGUCAUGUUUUGAUGUCAUGAUGUCAUGAUGUUAUGAUGUUAUGAUGUUAUGGUGUUAUGGUGUCAUGAUGUUAUGAUGUCAUGAUGUUAUGAUGUCAUGAUGUUACGGUGCCAUGAUGUCAUAAUGUUAUGAUGUUAUGAUACCAUGAUGAUACCAUGAUGUCAUGAUGUUAUCAUGUCAUGAUGUUACGGUGUCAUGAUGUCAUGAUAGAUCAUCUUUGUCUUAU
Molecule: messenger RNA, 1662 nt
Organism: Sycon ciliatum
Lineage: Eukaryota; Metazoa; Porifera; Calcarea; Leucosolenida; Sycettidae
Product: nucleoside diphosphate kinase homolog 7-like
Exons: 5
Coding region: 667-1092 (141 amino acids)
Cellular component (GO): centrosome
Source: RefSeq, a predicted model, not a curated record